AUGGAUCCGGAAUUGCCAGAUUAUAAUGACAUUUUCUCGAAUACUUCAAUAACAAAAUAUAAAGAGCUUGAGGAAAAAUUUGGAAAUUACAUUAAUAAAAAGAACCAAGAAAUUUUUUUACUUAUAAAAAAUAAUUAUUUUAAUAUAAUGAGUAUCGCUGAUUCAAUUAUUAAGAUUGAAGAGGAUUUAAAAACUAUUAAUGAGCAAUUUAUAAAGAUUAAAGGUUCUUUUGGAACAGAAAAGUUAUUCAAAUCUUCAAUAGGCUUAAACAUAAAAUUUAAAAUUCCUAUUUAUGACGAUAAGCUAAUAUAUGUUUAUACUACGAAGCUAUUACUAUGUCUUCCUCAAUUAAUAAGGAAACUAGCAUCAAAUUCAGAGUACUUGUUGGCUGCAACACUUUUGUAUAAAAUUAAUGCUUUAAAUGACGAGUUAAAAAUGAAAAAGAAAUAUAAUCUUUUAAAUAGCAUUCCAAUUAUGGAAUCAAAAGAGUUUUUAGCAAAAAUGAUUAAAAAGAAAAUCUGCAAUAUUAUUCCAGAAAAAAAUACAUAUAUAAUUCUAUCUGAUCUUUUUUCCCUUAAUAUAAUAUUAGGAAGAACAUCAUUGGAUAUUGAGAAAAUGUUUUGGGAAAUUAGAUUAAAAGACAUUUCUGAUAUUUCUUAUAAGGUCAAUAUGGAUCCGAACAAUUUCUAUUUUUUAUUGAAAAAAAUUCUUUAUACUGCAAUAAUUGGUCAAUGCAUAUUCCCAAAAGAAUUUAAAAACUAUAUAAAAACAAGACUAGAAAUAGAUAGUCUUUUAGUAUCCAAAUAUUAUCACAUCUAUAAUGAAAGUAUGCAUAUUUUGCAACAUUAUAAAUUAGAAGAAUCAUCAUUUGAGUCAGAUAAGUUGACUCAAGAUAACUCGAAUAAUAUAUACAUAGAAUGGGAAAAUGAGAUUUUAAAAAUUGUUCAGCAUAAUGGAUCUUAUUAUUUAAACGAAAUCAAAACUAUGAAAUCACUAGUAGAACAAUGGAAUAAUAUUCUACUAUUUUUUGAACAGACAAUAAUUAGUUUUAAUGAGAAAAAUACCAAACUAAAUACAUUUAUAUCAAAACUUUGGCAAAGUACAGAAAUUAUAUUUAACAAACGUAUAAGUUCUAUACUUAAAUUCUCGAUAAAUAUCGUUUUAGAACUAGAAGAACACGUAAAUAACGAACUUAAAAAUAUAAAAAUACAAAACGAAUCAUUUAAAUCAUCUUUAUUUAAAAACAAUAGCGAAAUUUGGAAUGGUGAUAUUAAAUUAACAAUAAACUCUCGAAUUGAUAAACCAACUAUUUUUAUAGAAAAUUUCAAAAAUAAACUCAACAAAAUUCAAGAAAAACUUGAAAAAGAUUCAUCAAUAAUCUCAAAAAGACAGAAACCAAUUAAUAUUAUAUUAGAAAAUUUAAAAUCAGAUACUUACAAAGAAAACAAUGUUUCAAAUUUUCACUUAAAACUAAUAAAAUGUAUAUAUAAUAAGUUGUCCAAAAACAUAGGAAAAACCAUAUCUGUUUUUUUAAGAUUAAAUUCAGAUAAUAAUAUAUCCAAUACAGAUAUCAAUAUCAUAUGUUAUUUUAUAAGAAUUAUUAAACUGGUUAAAUUUUCAUAUCCUCUUGGCAUUGAUCUUAAUUUCUUCUGCAAUUAUCACUUAAAGAAACUCUAUAAAACAUUAUCGUUAUAUAUUUUUCUGCAUGAAAAUAUAAAAAGGAAACUAAAAACAGAAAUAAACAAAUUGAUUUCAGCCAAAAAAUUAAACAUUUUAUGGGAAAAUAACCAAAUAUCUCUCCCAAAUCAUCCUAGUUCUCAACUAAUUACUAUUAUUCAAGAUCUUGGUUGGUAUAUGACGAAUAUUGGAAUUGAUAUUUUUGACUACGACGCUAUGCUAAUUAUACAUUAUUGUUUUAUUGACAUAAUCUAUUCUAUUCUAAAAAAUGCAUUUAAUCCUAAAUCAUUAAAUGAAAAUGAAGAUUACAAAGAAAACGAAGAAUCCAAAGAUGAGAAUAACUACUUAUAUUGCAAUGUUGAAAAUUUUCAACUUAUUCAUAUAACUAUUACAGGUCAACUACAACUAUACUUUGAUAUGAAAUACCUACUUGCAUUAUUUGGAAACGUUCCUUAUAAAAAUAAAUUAGAAAAAAUAGAUUAUAUUAUAAACGUAACUAUUUUAAUGUCAUAUUUAUAA
Messenger RNA from Pneumocystis murina B123, 2196 nucleotides. RefSeq lists its product as hypothetical. The transcript has 8 exons. The coding region runs from base 1 to 2196 and encodes 731 amino acids. Lineage: Eukaryota; Fungi; Ascomycota; Pneumocystomycetes; Pneumocystales; Pneumocystaceae. The record is from RefSeq and is a predicted model, not a curated record.